AUGCAGCGCUCCCGGGCGGCCGCGGACGAGGCGGCUCUGCUCCUGGCCGGGCUGGCCCUGCGGGAGCUGCAGCCCGGCGGCGACUCUCCGGGCCGGGGGCGGCGGGUGCCACGGCCCGGGCCCGGAGAUGAGGCGGCGCCGGCGCUGGGCCGCCGAGGGAAGGGCGGCGGCGGCGUCGCUGAGGCCGGGGCGGACGGACUGAGCCGUGGGGAGCGCGGCCCACGGCGCGCGGCGGCCCCCGAGCUUAGCGCACAGCCGGCGGGCAGCCCGCGGGCCAGCCUGGCAGGCUCCGACGGCGGCGGCGGCGGCGGCGGCAGCGCCCGCUCCAGCGGCAUCAGCCUGGGCUACGACCAGCGCCACGGCAGCCCGCGCUCCGGCCGCUCGGACCCGCGCCCCGGUCCCGGGCCGCCGUCGGUGGGCAGCGCCCGCUCCAGCGUAUCUAGUCUCGGCUCCCGCGGUUCGGCCGGCGCCUACGCCGACCUCCUCCUGCCCGGCGCCGGCCCCGCGCCGGCUCGCUCCCCCGAGCCUGCCGGGCCGGCCCCCUUCCCUCUGCCUUCGCUCCAGCUGCCCCCCGGCCGAGAGGGCGGCCCGAGCGCGGCGGAGCGGCGGCUGGAAGCGCUGACCCGUGAGCUGGAGCGGGCGCUGGAGGCGCGCACGGCGCGGGACUACUUCGGCAUUUGCAUCAAGUGUGGGCUUGGCAUCUACGGAGCAAGGCAAGCGUGCCAGGCAAUGGGGAGCCUGUAUCACACUGAUUGCUUCACCUGUGACUCCUGUGGGAGACGACUGCGUGGGAAGGCGUUCUACAAUGUGGGCGAGAAGGUGUACUGCCAGGAGGACUUCCUGUACUCCGGGUUCCAGCAAACGGCUGACAAGUGUAGCGUGUGUGGACACCUCAUCAUGGAGAUGAUCCUCCAGGCCCUCGGGAAGUCCUACCACCCAGGCUGCUUCCGGUGCUCCGUGUGCAAUGAGUGCCUCGACGGGGUGCCCUUCACUGUGGACGUGGACAACAACAUCUACUGUGUCCGAGACUAUCACACGGUUUUUGCACCAAAAUGUGCCUCCUGUGCCCGUCCUAUCCUCCCUGCACAGGGCUGUGAGACAACCAUCCGUGUGGUAUCCAUGGACAGAGACUACCACGUGGAAUGUUAUCACUGUGAGGACUGCGGGCUGCAGCUGAGCGGGGAGGAUGGACGUCGCUGCUACCCGCUGGAGGGCCACCUGCUGUGCCGCCGCUGCCACCUGCGGCGCCUCCGGCCAGGCCCGCUCCCCUCCCCUGCCGUGCACGUCACCGAGCUCUGAGCGGGGGCGGGCGCCGGACCCUGGGGCCUUGUGUGCGUGUGUGUGAGUGUGAGUGCUGACGGCAUGGGUGACCCAGGUCAGGGUCCAAGUUUUGUGUCAGGGUGCCGCACUUCCGCCCCUCCCCCCAACUUCCCCCCACUUGCCACCGAGCUGCUGUCCGAGGGGCCGGCCCCGCGGCGAAGCUACUUCUAUUUAUUCACCGUCCGUGCCACCUCCAGCCUCUUCCCUUCCUGCCUGCCCGCCUCCCACCCGCCGCGUCACGGCUGUCUGUUCCGGACCCUCGCGCCCGGGGUGGGGUGGGGGUGGGGCAGGCUCAGACCGCCACGGGGUAUAGACUGAAGACGCCCCACUGUGUGCAGGGGUGCGGGGUAGACCCCGGGUAGAAGGACAGGAUGCGGGCUGGCCAGUGGCAACUGGCGGAGGGGCAUGCCUGUUUGUGUCUCUCAAGGGCCGUGGCUGCGCCUUGUUUGGUGUUACAGGAGGGCGUGAGGAAUGGCGCCCUUGGGGAGUGGGGCCUGCAAAGGAGCCCUGCUUUUGGCCAUUGUGGUCACUGCGGGACUUGGCCACCUGGAUUCCCACGGGUGUUUUCAGCCACCGUCCACCUCAGUCUCCCCGUCCCUAGCUCCUGGCUUGGAGACUGCCCCCACCGUUGGCCUCGGAAAAAGAACCUUCUCACUCAGAAUUCCAGCCACAGGUCUUGGUCAAGAGACAUUGAAGGAGGUGCCCUGCUCAUGCAGCGGGGAGAGCACCUACUGCAGGAAAGCACUGUGUAUCAGACUCCAUGACAAAUGCAUAUGAUUUGACUUAAAUUAAGUUUUUCCUUUGAGAAUAUUUUCAUUUUCUUUAAGAGAAUAUAGUUUUCUUCUAAAAACUUGGCCCACGGUUGUUAUUUCUUAGGAAAAUUAUGAGAAACUCACGGAUGUCCAUUUGUAUGUCAAAAACAUUGUAGUUUAACUAUUUUUGUAUAAAUGCCUUUAAAAUCUCAAAGCGUGUCUGCCUUUUAGACUUUAGAAUAGUGUGGGGUUUUGCUUGUGUCCUGUCUUACAAGUGGUGACCUAAUGAAAUGUGGUUUGAGGAAAUGGAGAUUUUUUUUUCUCUGAAAGACAUAUGGGGAUUAGGAAGCCUGGAUUUCUCACUGAUGGCUUAUGUUGGAGUUGCUCUUGUGGGUGGCCCCUGCAGGCAAGAGACCCCCUAAUAACAAUAAGCCGUCACAGUGCUGUUCAUGGAAUAUUUUGACUUUAGUCCAUCUGUUCCCGUGAGAACCUGAACAGCUUUCUCGUGGCUGCUGUUCUUGCCCUCCCUUCCUCUCACUGUUAGAUGUCGGGUCCCUUUGCUUGUCGGACCAUUCAUCUGGGAGAACCAGGUGGUAGGAACCAGACCAUUGUUGGGAGUGCCCUUUGGGACACAUAGAAGGAAAGUGGUAGCCAGUGGGGACCUGCUGGGCCAGAGGCCUGGAGCUGGGAGGCCCCCUGGUGGGCUGAGGAAGCAAGUACCCGGGGAAUUUGGUGAGUGUUUAAACGCAGAGGUGGUCCUGAGAACGGGAAAGUGUGUGUCUCUGGAGAAGGGGACUGCAUUGGGAUCAGGGUGGCUUCUUGGAGGAGGAGGUGAACCCAACAGAACAGGUGAGAGUAAAUUGCAGGAAAUGAA
Rhinolophus ferrumequinum (greater horseshoe bat) is the source of this 2946-nucleotide messenger RNA. It is a transcript of the gene WTIP, whose product is annotated as WT1 interacting protein. The transcript has 8 exons. Gene Ontology annotation, molecular function: transcription corepressor activity. Gene Ontology annotation, biological process: response to hypoxia; positive regulation of miRNA-mediated gene silencing; regulation of DNA-templated transcription. The coding region runs from base 1 to 1299 and encodes 432 amino acids. The record is from RefSeq and is a predicted model, not a curated record. Lineage: Eukaryota; Metazoa; Chordata; Mammalia; Chiroptera; Rhinolophidae. Gene Ontology annotation, cellular component: P-body; nucleus; adherens junction.